AUGAAGUUACAGCCCGGGGGCAGGGGUUCUGCCUCUGCUGGGCCGCCGGGCUCCGAAACCGAUUGGCGCAUAGCUCCUGGCGCCGGAACGGCUGCGGCGGCACCCAUCUCUAACAACCUUACCAGCACCACCUCCGCCGCGCCGCAGACAUUGCCACCAAUCGAUGGCGACGCGCAAGGUAGCGGUGGCGGCCGUAACGCCGCUGGCGGCGCCGCCUCCGCUGCGGCGGCGGCCACCACCACGCAGCUCACCGGCCUCGCCAAAUCGGACCGUGACGGCGCUUCCCGCCGAACACCCCUUCAUGUGGCCGCGGAACGAGGCCAACUUCAUGUCCUCUCCUCCAUCAUUGAAAACCUGUGCUGUGCAGCUACAGCGGCGCUACUGUCGCCGCCGGAGUCGGGGCCAGAGGAAGAGGAGGCGGUAGGCGCAUCCGCCGCCGCCGCCGGUGGCGGCGGCGGCGGCGGCGGCGGCGGCGGCGGCGAGGAUUCGUACGGCAUGCCCGGGGAGUUCGAAAGUUCCCGGGUUAUGGGGUUCUCCGAGCCGGGGCUGUCAGGCCGCCAGCCGCAGCAGCAGCAGCACCGGCGGGCUAGCGGUAGCGGUAGCGAUAGCAGCGGAAUGGGAGGCCGCAAUUUGACGCAGGACUUUCCGGUCGCUCGCCCCGGAGCCCAUGGCGCGCCUCUUGCGCCGGAGCAGUACAUUCAGUUUCAUUUGAAUAUGCAGGACACGGAGGGUACCACGGCGCUGUCGCUCGCGUGUCGCUCCGGUCACGUGGACUGUUGUCGGCUGCUGCUGGCCAACGGAUCCGCCCGCACACUGGCAGAUGCCCGGGGGAAUACACCGCUGCACUACGCGGCGCUGAGAGGUAGUGUGGGGUGUUAUCGGGGCAGGGGUAGUGGGGGUGGCGGCAGCAGUCACCUGGGGGUGCUGUUCAUGUUGUUGGACGAGUUUUUGGAGCCCGGUCAGCUCCAGGAGGGGGAGGAGGAGGAGCUGAAAGGCUAUCUAGACGCACGCAACCACGCCGGGUGUACGGCACUUCACUACGCGGUGUGGGGUCGCCAGUCCGGUAGUGUGCAGGUGUUGCUGCAGCACGGUGCCGAUGUGCUGCCGCGCAACUGCCGGCCUGCUCAGGAGCUCACGCCGCCGGUGAUGGUGGUGGGUUCAACGCCGCUGCAUCUGGCGGCGGCGCGGGGCCACGUCGAGAUUUGCCGCAUCAUUCUGAAGACGUUUGCUGAGCGUGUCCUGGAGCCGCUUCAGCUCUCCGAGGACGACCCGCAGCCGCCAAGCCUGGCCUCCCUUGACCCACGGGUCCAAGUCAACGCAAACGGUCACAUGCCGUACCAAGUCGCGCAGCGGUUGGGAUUCUACCCGUUAGCGAUGCUGUUGCGUCCCUCAAUCCCCAUUCUGCGGCUUUUCAGUGACGAGGAAAGAGCCGUACGAUUCUAUGGUCCGGUGUCGUUGCGUGCCAUAGCAGCGGAGGCGUUGAAUAAGAAGCUGCUAGGGGAGUUGGACGCCUUGGCGGCGGCGGCUGCGCGGGCAGUACGGAAGCAGCCGCCGCCGGCGCCGCCGCCGCCUGCGGCACAGGAUUCCAUCGUAGCCACUGGCGGCGGCGGAGGCGAAGGCGAAGGCAACGCCGCGCCGCGGCCUGUGUCCGCUCCGGCAUCGUUGGAGGAGCUGGCGGAGGCGGAAGCUAUGGAGACGGAAGAGGCGGCACGCGCCGCCGCCGCCGCCGCUGAAGGACUUCCUCGUGCAAUCGGUACGACGAGCGGAGUUUCAGACGCAAUGCGGACGUCCCCGGGCAGACCCACAAAUACCGCUUCCUUGAUGGCCUCGACAGGGCGGCGUGUCGGCGGACCGACGAGGCAGCUAAAUCUAGAGAUUGCGGUAGCGGGCGGUACAGUGGAACACGAUGGGAGGCCGUCAGCAGUGACGAGGCGGCCUAUGGUUCUGGAGCCGCCGCCGCCGCCAUCGCCGCCGCCGUUGCUCCUGCAGUCAGCUGGCUCAUCGCCGUCAUCGGCGCCGCGGACGCCGCCUGUCGGCGCCCCGGCCGAGCCGCAGCUCCUAUCUCCAUCCGCCGUCUCGCCGCGCCUCGUCUCGCCCAUAUCGACGAUACCGCUGUCACCGUCCUCUGCCGCCGCCGCCGCCGCCGUCACAUCGGCGCCGUCAGCAUCACCCCAACAGCCACAGCCACAGCUGCUCUCCCGGGUUUCCUCCGCGCGCCGGUCCACGCCACCAACGUUGCCUACAUCGACAGCCAGCAACCGCUCGGCUAGUACGGCAACUGUGACGUCGGCAGCGGCGGCGCCGUUGGUGGCGGCGCUGUCGCGCCCACCCAGCGCGACUCGGGCUAACGGUCAACCGACCGACGCAUCGCGCGCACAGGUCCUGCUGAGUUUACCAGGCCAGCCAGACGUUCCAGAGAUGCAGACGCUGCGAGUUGCGCCUGUCGUACGGACAGGCGGCGAGCCGGCGGCGGCGGUGGCGGCAGCGUCGCCGGUAGAAGGCUCCAGCGGCGGCCUGGUGGCGGCUGAAGUGUCGGCGGCUGCUACCAGUGGCGACGCGGCGGACAGCGGCACUGCCGCGGCGUUGUACGGCCCGCGGACCCCGGCGCGACAGCCUUCCGCCAGCCCCUUACACGCGCGAAGUGCUAGACUGCCCAGUUCCCCCAACGGAGCGGUGUCGUACACAUCAGCGGCGGCGACGGCGGCGCUGCCGUUUGCAAGCGUUGCCAUGACGCACGGGACGGCGAGCGGUGGCAGCAGCGGCGGCAUGUCUGCUGCUGCGACGCGACCAUCGACGCGACCAACAACAUCGUCCCUCACGACAUCAAUUUCCGUGGGGUCGACUAUCUCACUUGGCGGCGGCUUGUUCGGUACGACAGCACGCGGCGAUGACGGCGAGCGCCACAGAGCGCUUAUCCGGAUGAGAAGCAAUCCACUGUUCGAAGAUGUUCAUAAUGCGGAUGCUGCUGCUGCUGCGGCGCCGCCGCCGCCGCCGCUGCCAUCGCUUGCGAUUGCUGGCAGCGGCAGUGGUGCCUCGGCGGCGGCGGCGGCGACGGCAGGCAGCAUGCCAUCACUGGCGGAGGUUACCUCUGAAGACGACGAGCAGGGCACUUCGACGGCUGGCCCGAGCGGUGUUGCGGUCACCCGCGUCUCCGUUACCCCUUUCUCAACGAAUCCCAAUGAAUGGUUUGUAGCCCCGGCGCCGCUGACGGCCACCAUCGCGUGA
Molecule: messenger RNA, 3225 nt
Organism: Volvox carteri f. nagariensis
Lineage: Eukaryota; Viridiplantae; Chlorophyta; Chlorophyceae; Chlamydomonadales; Volvocaceae
Exons: 8
Coding region: 1-3225 (1074 amino acids)
Molecular function (GO): protein binding
Source: RefSeq, a predicted model, not a curated record